AUGCAAUCACUGCAGCAGAUGGUUUGGGAACAUUUGAGCCUCCAGCAGGCCACCCCGGGGGUCAUCAAGGCCAGUCCAGUGACCAGUAAGUUGGUGAUGAUCAGCCUGGAUCUGGUGAAGACCUGGCUGUUGGUGAUGAGCAUGGAGGUGAUGAAGAACUUCAUCCAGGUUAUCCUUACGUCUCUGACAGAGGCUGCAGAGGAUCAAGAACCAGCAGCCGGUGUCCGGGUCCAAAGCUAUGACCUGUGGGGGAACCAGAGACGGCACAGUGACGAGAGGACUGUCUUUGGAACCGGACUGGACUGGGCAGGGACUGGUUCUGAAUGGCAGCUGGUGGUGCAUUCGAGGUGUUGGAACAGAGACCAUGCUCAGCAAGCCUGUGAUCAAUGCACUGACACUGUGAUCACCUCCCUCAUCAGGAUCACCUGCCAGGUGAACAAUUCCACCAACAUGGCCGACUCUCGAUGUGACCUGCUGAAGAUGGCUGAUGAGGAUGACCCUGAGGCUGGACAUGUGGCUCCAUUCUCCGGUUAUCCCGGCUCACUUCAAGCUGCUGCAGUGAAGCAUCGCAGCAUACAUGACUUGUGGCAACACCAAGAUCCUGGGGGUCUUACUGGAGAAGAUGAUGUCAGAACUGAGAAUCGCAGGAACAGCCUGGAAUUUAUUCCGCCGGACUUCUCCCAGCUGCCACCAGGCCAGGAAUCUGUCAGGGAGCCUGAAGAGAGAGGACUCAGUACUGGCCAGGACAUCCUGUCAACGUGGAGAGUUGACGAAGAGGAUCCAAACAACAUCAGAAUAGUUCUGAUUGGGAAGACCGGCAGUGGAAAGAGUUCAGCAGGAAACACCAUCCUGGGAAGAAAAGAGUUUGAAUCAAAAUCAAGUCAAAGAUCCGUCACAAAGCAAUGCAUAAAGGAAAAGACUGAAAUAGAUGGACGGUCAGUUUCUGUGGUCGACACACCUGGACUGUUUGACAGCAGUUUGAGUCUGAAACAGAUUCAGGAUGAGCUGGUGGGUUGUGUCACUCUGGUGGCUCCAGGUCCGCAUGUCUUCCUGCUGGUUGUUCAGAUCGGCAGAUUCACACCAGAGGAGAAGGAAACGAUAGAAAUGAUCAGGAAAACCUUUGGGAAGGAUUCAGAGAAGUUCACCAUCGUUCUUUUAACCGGAGGAGAUUUGUUAGAAAGAGAUGGCAUCACUGUUGAAGAUUAUAUUCAGAAGGAAAGUGACGAUUCUUUCAAGAAGCUGAUCGCUGACUGUGGAGGAAGAUACCAUGUGUUUAAUAAUCAUGCUGAAGAAAACCGUGCUCAGGUCAGAGAGCUGAUCAGAAAGAUCGAUGACAUGGUGAAGGAAAAUGGAGGACAAUGCUUCACCAACGAGAUGCUGCAGGCGGCUGAAGCUGCUAUACAGAAGAAAAUGCAGGAAAUUCUAGACAGAGAAGAAGAAAUGAAGAGAAAGAUGGAAGAACUUGAAAGAAAACAUGCAGCAGAAAAAGAGAUCAUGAACAGAAUACUUGAAACACAGAAAGCAGAAAAUGAACUGCAACGAAAAUCACUCAAAGAACUGAAGGAAAAUAUCAGGAGAGAAAAUGAGCAGCGAAAGAAAGAGCAGGAAUAUAGAGAGGAAGAAGAGAGGAAGAGGGAAAUAACAGAAGAAAUGGAACAGAUGAAGUUGAUGAAUGAGCUGGUAGCUUUGGAGAAAAGAAUUCAAUCAGGAUUAUAUAGUAGAGGUACUGACCAAUCCCUGGAGAUAAAGAGACGAGAUCUGAAAGGGAAGCAAAGGCUGAUGGAGAAAGAAAGACAAGAGUGGUGGGAGAAAAGACAUGAGGAAGAAAAACAGAGACAGCUGAGAGAGGAGAUGAGAAUUAAUAACCUCAAAGAAGAAUAUGAAAAGAAAAGGGAACAAUAUGAAAACUCUAAAAGAACUGAAGAAAACAUUCAAAGAGAACUGUAUGAAAAGCAGAUCAGACAACUGGAGGAGAAACACCAGAGAGAAAUGGAAAACAUGAGAAAAAUAUUCAUGGAAGAAGUUAGAAAGCAAGCAAAGCUGGGAGGAAUGGCAAAGAUCUACAACUCUUAUGUACCAGUCCUUAAACACCUGGAAAAAACAUGCAAACUCCAGUAAUAAUUC
This is a messenger RNA of Poecilia latipinna (sailfin molly), 2124 nucleotides long. RefSeq names its product GTPase IMAP family member 8-like. NCBI's taxonomy places the organism in Eukaryota, Metazoa, Chordata, Actinopteri, Cyprinodontiformes, Poeciliidae. The record is from RefSeq and is a predicted model, not a curated record. The transcript has 5 exons. The coding region runs from base 1 to 2118 and encodes 705 amino acids. Gene Ontology annotation, molecular function: GTP binding.